ACUGCAGUGUGUUCUCGUGCUCCGGCCGACAAAAACCAGCCCGGUUGAUGCGAAAUGAUGACUUAGCUCCCUGCGUUACAGGUGACUGGAGACAGCUGAGCUUUGGGAGCCGGAGGCGCGCAGCACACGGAGCUAAAACAAGGGGAGUGCGCGCAUGAAGCCGUGUGUGUGAGCUGCAGGUGAAUCCCCAACCUGUGAGGGCCGUUCGGGGACAAGCUCUUCGCCUGGAUGACGGAGUAUGAGACAAUGAAGCAACUGGGAAUGACGGGAAUAAAACGAGUCCAAGUCACGAGAGUGGAAAUGCGCGUGCGAUGACGGACGGCGCCAGGGACAGAGAAGAGGUACAGCAGAAGAAAAGUUAUCCAGCUCAUUAGUGGAGCUCCCGGUGCUGGAGAAGAAAGAAAAGAAAGACAGAAGACGGGACAAAUGAGCCAAGCGCGCGUAAUUCCAUAAACCAAUCAACCGGAGGAAGCAGAUUUUUAUCUUUCAAAAGACUCGAGACAGACAGGGAGAAAACCAUGGAGCCGGAUGAGACCAAAGAGGGAAAAGGCUCUAAUUUGGCACAAUCUGCCGCCUCUAAACUGUCCCAGAUGAGUGAAAGAACUAAACAAAUAGGCAAUGUAAUCCAAGACCCGGAGCGGCAGAAGCGGAUUAUUCUAGUCAUAGUCUGUAUAGUACUUUUGCUAGACAAUAUGCUUUACAUGGUGAUUGUGCCAAUUAUACCAGAUUACCUCGAAGGGCUCCAGAAAGCAGCAGAUCGAGCCCAAGAGGUUUCAGUGCACACCAACUCCUCUAACAGCACCCACACAGUCGCCAAGGGCAACUUCGACCUGCAGAUUGGUGUACUUUUUGCCUCCAAAGCCAUCGUGCAGCUACUGGUGAACCCGCUGAGUGGCACGUUUAUAGACAGGGUCGGCUAUGACAUCCCGCUCUUCAUCGGGCUCAGCGUCAUGUUCCUCUCAACUCUCACUUUUGCCUUCGCUGACAACUACGCGACUCUGUUCCUGGCGCGCAGCAUGCAGGGCCUCGGCUCGGCUUUUGCCGACACGUCUGGGAUCGCGCUGAUCGCGGACAGGUACACGGAGGAGAAGGAGAGGAGCAAAGCGCUGGGCAUCGCCUUGGCGUUCAUCUCCUUUGGAACUCUUGCGGCGCCCCCCUUCGGAGGAAUUCUCUAUGAGUUCGCAGGGAGGCGCGUGCCCUUCUUGAUCCUGGCCUGCGUGUGUCUCGCAGACGGCGUGAUGUGUCUGACUGUGUUGAAACCCUUCUCAAAGCGAGAGAGAGAGAACAUGCCAGUGGGCACCCCCAUUUAUAAACUGAUGCUUGAUCCUUACAUAGCUGUAGUUGCUGGUGCUCUCAUUGUUUGCAACAUCCCUCUCGCCUUCCUCGAGCCCACUAUCGCCAACUGGAUGGAGGCAAACAUGCACUCCAGCCAGUGGGAGAUUGGCAUGACAUGGUUCCCUUCAUUCUUCCCUCAUGUCUUAGGUGUUUAUCUCACUGUUAAAUUAGCAGCCAAGUACCCGCACCUGCAGUGGUUUUACGGCGCCAUAGGUAUGGUGGUCAUAGGCGCGAGCUCGUGCACGGUGCCCGCCUGUAAAACCUUUGGACAGCUCAUGAUCCCGCUGUGCGGAAUCUGCUUUGGCAUCGCCUUCGUGGACACUGCGCUUCUGCCCACGCUGGGUUUCCUGGUGGAUGUGCGACACGUGUCCGUGUACGGCAGCGUGUACGCCAUCGCAGACAUCUCGUACUGCGUGGCCUACGCGCUGGGGCCCGUGGUGGCUGGACAGAUAGUCCACAACCUGGGCUUCGUUCAGCUCAACCUGGGCAUGGGCCUCGCCAAUGUACUUUACGCACCGGCGCUGCUUCUGCUGAAGAACGUGACAAAGAUGAAGCCUUCGUUCUCCGAGCGGAACAUGCUCCUGGAGGAUGGACCAACGGGACUCUAUGACACUAUUAAGAUGGAGCAAAGGGAGAAGAAGAAGAAGGGUUUGUGCACGACCAUCGACGAGAACGGCAUUGAUACGUUUGCGCAGCGGUCGUAUUCAGAAGAGGAAUCCUCAGGGGGAGAGUAUGCGUAAAAAGGCCCUCAACUGAGUGUGAAACUAUGAAAGUGCCAAUGUAAACUUGUGUGCAUCCUGUCUGAUCAAUUGCAUAACACGAUUAGGAUUGUGUAACAACGUGAAUCAUUCACUGCUCGUGGUGUGUGACAGUCCCCCCGGGCAUUGUCAAAUCAAAUAGCUUCAAGCUUUCGCAGUAGAAAGAAAGGCGCGUGUUCAUUUUCAAGUGAGAGUCUGUUGAGAUAAAUGUCCACUCAUCAUUUCCACAGUAUUUACCACAGUGUCGGAAACUCAUAUUCAGGGACUAUGUGUACAUGUAUUUUAACAGUUAUAAUGUGCGCGUCUUUUGGUGUAAACUGUGUUCUUUUUCUGCCAGAGUUGUGCUGCUAAACUCAAUAUGCAAUACUGCGUGUGUCACAUAAGAGUUUUUGGAAAGACAAGAAGAGAUGGAAAUGAGCUGAAAACUGUGUCUUAUUGUGUGAAUUUAUUUAUUUGUUUAAUAUUUUUUUGGAUGAUAUACUCCUGGAAUGCAAAGCCUCAAUGUAUCUGCGACUGUACAUACGUGUACAUUUAUGUACAUAAUUAAAUCCGUAUUAUGUGAA
Solea solea (common sole) is the source of this 2656-nucleotide messenger RNA. RefSeq names its product solute carrier family 18 member 3a (gene slc18a3a). The transcript has a single exon. The record is from RefSeq and is a predicted model, not a curated record. Gene Ontology annotation, cellular component: membrane; terminal bouton; AP-2 adaptor complex. Lineage: Eukaryota; Metazoa; Chordata; Actinopteri; Pleuronectiformes; Soleidae. Gene Ontology annotation, biological process: chemical synaptic transmission; xenobiotic transport; transmembrane transport. Gene Ontology annotation, molecular function: xenobiotic transmembrane transporter activity; acetylcholine transmembrane transporter activity. The coding region runs from base 519 to 2075 and encodes 518 amino acids.